This is a messenger RNA of Rotaria sp. Silwood2, 333 nucleotides long. NCBI's taxonomy places the organism in Eukaryota, Metazoa, Rotifera, Eurotatoria, Philodinida, Philodinidae. The record is from the annotation of a GenBank genome assembly.
AUGAAAGAUCCAAAAUAUGCACGCUUUCUUCAAGAAUGUAAAACAAAUCCUCAUUUUGCACAUUGUUCAAUAUGUAAAUCAGAUUUUUCCAUUGCCAACGGAGGAACAUAUUUAAUUAAUCGUCAUAUUGAACAAAUAGGUCAUAAACGUUUACUUGCAUUUGAAGAUAAAGAAAAAUCUCGUUCAAUGCGCGAAUUUAUCACUCCAUCAACUUUAUUAACCAAAUUGACUGCUGCUGAAUUAAGUCUUGUAUAUCAUGGAGUACAUCAUGGCCACAGUUAUGUUAGUCAAUCAUGUGUCGUUGAUCUUGCGAAAAAUAUUCAGUGUUUCUAA